Carya illinoinensis is the source of this 1757-nucleotide messenger RNA. Its product is annotated as type IV inositol polyphosphate 5-phosphatase 7-like. Gene Ontology annotation, biological process: phosphatidylinositol dephosphorylation. Bases 45 to 1394 code for a protein of 449 amino acids. The transcript is spliced from 7 exons. The record is from RefSeq and is a predicted model, not a curated record. NCBI's taxonomy places the organism in Eukaryota, Viridiplantae, Streptophyta, Magnoliopsida, Fagales, Juglandaceae. Gene Ontology annotation, molecular function: phosphatidylinositol-4,5-bisphosphate 5-phosphatase activity; phosphatidylinositol-3,4,5-trisphosphate 5-phosphatase activity; inositol-polyphosphate 5-phosphatase activity.
UUCAUUUGAUUCUGCCAUGCAUGGGCUAGGUUGUUUUCUGAGCUAUGGAUAUUGAGACCCAGAAGCCGAAAGUUCUUAGGCUUGGCAAAUGGUUUAAGAGGAAGCACAAGAGAGAUGGCCCGUUUCAUUUGAGGGAAGUUUCAGAUGGAGGCGAGGAUGAGGGUGAUGAUUACCUGGAUAGUGUUCUCUUUCGGUCAAAGGAGAUGGCUCCAUACGUUUCGAUCGAUGAAUUAAGGAUCUUUGUGGGUACUUGGAAUGUUGCUGGAAGAUCUCCUAUAGGGAGUCUAGCUGUAGAUUUGGAAGAGUGGUUGAAUCUCAAAGAUGCUGCCGACAUGUAUGUUCUUGGAUUUCAAGAGAUCGUACCUUUAAAGGCCCGACAUGUAAUAGGAGCAGAAGAUCCAACGGAAGCGACAAAUUGGAACAUGCUUAUCGGAAAAACCCUCAAUAACAAAUACGGAUGCCCUUGGUUGGUGCCGAUGUUGAAUAUAAUCUCGAGUAACAGUUAUCACUAUGCAGGAAAUCCCGAUUCGAGAAGAAAGAAGAGUGUUAGCAACCUUAAUGGGAAUCCAUUGAGAGAGAGACCAAGGAAUCAACACGACAGGCUGAACGGGAGCGGUGACCAGUACAAGCUAAUAGCAAGCAAGAAGAUGGUCGGAGUCUUUGUAAGUGUGUGGAUGAAAAGUGAAUUGCUCAAGAAGUAUUGCAUUUCAAAUGUGAAAGUUUGUUCGGUUGCUUGUGGCAUCAUGGGUUGUUUGGGAAACAAAGGUGCGGUUUCUGUAAGCAUGUCUAUCGAAGGAACUAGCUUUUGCUUCAUUGUUGCCCACUUGGCUUCCGGUGAGAAAAAAGGUGAUGAAGUUCGAAGGAAUUACCAAGUCUCAGAGAUUUUCAGGCGAACUUCUUUCACUCGAUCCCCACAAAACGACAUGAGUUCUCCCCCUCUCACCAUCUUAGGACAUGACCGGAUACUCUGGCUCGGGGAUCUCAACUAUAGGCUAUGCUUGGAGGACAGUUUUGCCAGGCAGCUUAUAAAGAAGCAAGACUGGAGAGCAUUGCACGAGUUUGAUCAGCUCCGAAGGGAACAAAGAGAUGGAAGAGUAUUUCAAGGUUGGAAAGAGGGUAGCAUUGAUUUUGCGCCCACGUACAAGUAUUCUUCCCACAAUUUUAACUGUUACUCAGGUGGCCUUCCAAGCAGAUCUGGAGAAAAGCAAAGAACUCCAGCAUGGUGCGAUAGAAUUCUAUGGUAUGGGAGAGGAAUAAAGCAACUAUCCUAUUUUCGUAGUGAAAGCAAGUUCUCCGAUCAUCGGCCUGUCUCGGCACUAUUCUCUACACAGGUAAAGCCGUUAAGUCUACCAGUACAAGAGUUGUUGCAAUGCACACCAUUUUUCCCACCAUAAGGCCUCCCAAACAAACUGGCCCAAGCGACAGAUGAUGAAGUGGCCAGAUCCACAUUCCUAUUGUUUGUAAAGGAUGUAGAGGCAUCAUCAGUACAAAUGCACAACUAUAGAUCAAAUAGAUGAGAAUGGAUACAGCUGGCCUGUGUGGCUGCAGGCUGGCUUGAUGUGCUAUUUAUUGUCUUGCAGCCUUCUUUCCCGUACCAAAUUCUCUGUUUUCUGCGAGUCUUAUUUGUUUGCAAUGGAAAUUAGGUCUGAUUAAUGAGAAGUCUAGUACUGCAAUUGUACAAAUGUAGUGAGGAAUUAUCUAGCAAAACAAGUGUAUGAAGAUUGGGAUUCAUUGAAAUGUUUAUGAAAAUUGACAAA